This is a messenger RNA of Lolium rigidum, 1053 nucleotides long. Its product is annotated as BTB/POZ and MATH domain-containing protein 3-like. Gene Ontology annotation, biological process: protein ubiquitination. The coding region runs from base 1 to 1053 and encodes 350 amino acids. The record is from RefSeq and is a predicted model, not a curated record. Lineage: Eukaryota; Viridiplantae; Streptophyta; Magnoliopsida; Poales; Poaceae. The transcript has a single exon. Gene Ontology annotation, molecular function: protein binding.
AUGUCCGCCUCCACCAUCUUCGCCGCCAGGGCGAGAGGGUACCACCUUCUCACGAUCGACGGUUACUCCUGCACCAAGGAUCUCCCCACAGGAAAGUCCCUCCAAUCGCACCAGUUCACCGUCGGCGGCCAUCGUUGGCACAUCAAUUACUACCCCAACGGCGAAGAAUCAGAAUCUGCAGAUUACAUAUCUAUUUUCCUCUUUCUCGACGAGGAUGCCAACACAGAGGUGAAGGCUCAGCAUAGUUUCCGUCUCGUCGACAAGGUGGAGGAGCAAGCACCUUCUCUGACGUCGGUAGUUGCCAAGAACUUUGCAGGCAAGAGCGGCUGGGGGACUGCAAAGUUCAUCAAAAGGGAAGCCUUUGAGAAAUCCAAGUAUCUCAGCGCAGAUUCUUUCGCUAUCAGGUGUGACAUCGUAGUCAUCGAUGAGUUCCGCACCGAAAUGGCCAAGACCUCUGGUACAAAGUUUGUCACCGUGCCCCCAUCCGACCUGAACCAGCACCUCGGUGAUCUCCUCAACACCAAGAAGGGAGCCGAUGUAGUGUUUGAGGUCGGCGAUGAGAAGUUCCCUGCGCACCGGUGGCUGCUCGCGGCCCGAUCGCCAGUCUUCAGCGCGGAGCUUUUUGGCUCAAUGAAGGAGGGUGAUGCCGCGGGUGGCGUACACAUAACUGACAUGCAGCCACAAGUGUUCAAAGCUUUGCUUCGUUUCGUCUACACUGACUCGUUACCAGAGACCAAAACAGAAGAGGAUGAGGAAGAUGUCAUGUGCCAACAUCUGCUUGUCGCGGCAGAUAGGUAUAACAUGGAGAGGCUGAAGCUUAUCUGUGAGGAAAAAUUAUGCGAGUACAUUGAUGUAGGCAGCGUUGCUACCAUCCUGGCACUUGCUGAGCAGCACCAUUGUGUUGGGCUGAAGAAGGCAUGCUUUGAUUUUCUCAGCUGCCCAGCAAAUCGGAGCGCAGUCGUGGCCACUGAGGGCUUCCAGCAUGUCUAUAGGAGUUGUCCUUCUGUUGUGAUGGAGCUGAUUGCCAUGCCCUCGAGACCUUUAGCCCAGUGA